Molecule: messenger RNA, 1353 nt
Organism: Bombina bombina (fire-bellied toad)
Lineage: Eukaryota; Metazoa; Chordata; Amphibia; Anura; Bombinatoridae
Gene: PSMD10
Product: proteasome 26S subunit, non-ATPase 10
Exons: 4
Coding region: 285-1124 (279 amino acids)
Biological process (GO): positive regulation of transcription by RNA polymerase II
Cellular component (GO): nucleus
Molecular function (GO): transcription cis-regulatory region binding; protein binding
Source: RefSeq, a predicted model, not a curated record
GUAUUGGGGAACAUUGCCGCCCAAACUAAUUUAUGUGCCCAUCAGUUCCGUGCUGCAAAGGCUGACAUUUUUUUGGCAAAGCAGCAAUGGGCCCUCAUCGAUGUGCCAGAAGGGGGGAGACCUCAGCUCUGCGCCAAGAGGAGCUGUUUGCAGUUAAGAACAGAGACAAGAAGGAUGUUUACCUUCUUACCACCAUCCACAAAGGGAGGACUGUGGAGGUCUCUGUACGUGGCAGAGCUUAGAGCACAAGGAAGCCAGUGUGCAUCAAGGCUUAUAACCGGCAUAUGGGUGGGGUUGAUCUGGCAGAUCAGCUGCUGCAGCCCAACCUAAUUAUGCUGAAGACAACAGCCUGGUACAAAACAUACAAAAUGAAACAGACUUUUUUACAGUUUCAGCUCCAGAUCAUUUCAGGGAUUUUGUACCAAGAUGCACCUGCUCCCCGGGCGGUGAUGAGAGAGAGCAGAGUUGGGGCUACCCAUUUUAUUUUCAAAAUCACCCCUACUGCGGCGAAGCAGAAUCCUCAGAAAAAAAUCAGAGUCUUUACCAAGAGGGGCCAGAGGAAGGACAUUAUUUUUUACUAUCCUGAUUGCCCUGGACAGCCUGGACUCUGCAUUGGGGACUUCUUCAAGCGGUAUCACACACUGGCAGGUUGGACCCCACUGCAUAUUGCAGCAUCUGCUGGACGUGAUGACAUUGUUAAAGCUCUCAUUGAAAAAGGAGCCCAAGUAAAUGCAUCAAACCAGAUUGGCUGUACACCUCUGCAUUAUGCAGCAUCCAAGAAUAAGCAGGAGAUAACUCUUAUGCUGUUGGAAAAUGGAGCUUCUCCUGAUGCAACUGACAAAUUCCAUUCAACACCACUGCACCGAGCAGCAUCUAAGGGCAACUUCAAAAUAAUUCAAAUAUUAUUGUUGCACAAAGCAUCUACUAAUAUUCAGGACAGUGAAGGAAACACAGCUCUUCACCUUGCUUGUGAUGAAGAACGAAUAGAAGAAGCAAAAUUCCUGGUAGAAAAUGGGGCAAGCAUUUAUAUAGAAAAUACAGAGGAAAAGACCCCGUUACAGAUCGCCCGAGGAGGAUUUGGUGCCGUGCUGAGGAGAUUAGUGGAAACAAAGUUGCAAAACUGAGCAUCAGCUGUGGAACAUGUUUAAUAUAAGUGGUUAUUUUUAAGAGAUUUUUUUUUUUUUUAAUAAUAAUAAUACGUAAAACUUUUUUUUUUUUCUUCAAGUGUACAGUUAGCUUAAACUAGUUAUUACACAGAUGAAUUAUUUGUCACGUUACCACAGUUUAUGGCAAGUUGGAGACAUCUUAUAAUCCUUUGAUAGAAAUAAAAAUAAUUACUACAAGUGCAAACAA